CCACAUUGUGCUCGUGUCUCUCACAGAUUCAGCAACCCUAAGCGUUAGAACGGCCAUGUCGAAACGCAGGCUCUCGCCAGAACCCCUGCCACAUCCCAAGCGACACAAUGUCAACGGCACACCAUCUUCAGCGGAGCGACGCAUUCUCGUCACGUUCGAGAGCUCGCUCUACGACGAACUCCUGCUCUUCAUCUUUUCCUUAGUCGACAGCCGUGAUCUCUGUGCGCUCCAGGCAACGAAUAGACAUUGCUCAAGGCUGGCGCGCGAUAAUCAGCUGUGGAAGGCGCUGUACUUAAAGGAGUAUGGGCGAGCACGGCUGAGAGGCGGAAGAGGUUUCUUUGGUAGGGCUGAUGGCCGGGAGAUCAAGCCGCUGCCACAGCGAGCUUUGGCUGGCCCCUCGGAUGUAGAAGACUACAAGGAUUGGAAGUGGAUGUAUCGAAUUAGCUCGAACUGGCGCACAGGACGUUGCUCUCUGGAGAAUGUGGACUCCUCGUACCCUCCACCCGGCCCUUCCUCGCCGUCACAUACUGGUAUUUCACGGUCACCUCGUCGCGAUAAGACUCUUGUCCUCCUAGCGGGCAACGCCACUAUCAUCGCGGAGCCCGAGGCAUCCAUACAGCCGACCAUAUCCGUUCGUAGUGCAUCUGGCGAUGCUCUUACAUUGAUAUGCAAAUCGACUUUGCACGACGAACCCAUAUGCAUCACCGCCCUCGCCAUCGACCAGUCCUCACGUACAACCGAGAUGCGCCUCGCUGCCUUCCUCUCCACCGGCGAAUUUAGCGUCUUCACGCUGCCCCUCUCUUCCUCGUCUUCAUCUUCUCCAUCGACGCUCACCAUCCUCUCACCCAAGCUCACCUACAUCCCCACCUCGCGUCGCCGCUCCAGCUCACCCGUCUCACACGCGGCAUACCACCACCCGUUGCUGCUGACGCUCUCGCAUGGGGAGAACUUUACGCUCGCAGUAUACGACAUGGCGCUCAUGGCACGAGGCAAGAUUGACUGCUGCCAGACGCUGACCUCGUUCACGAGUUACCCGCCAACGUCGCUCGUGCUCUCCGUGCUACCAAGUCUGGGGAAGGAGACGUACAAGGCUGUCGUGACGUGCGCAGUGCCUGUAUACCCCAGCCAUUGGAGUGUUGGAGCCACAGAGUUGAUUGUUGCGAGGGCCGGGGAUGGGACUGCUAGUGGUUCCUCUGGAGGUGGUCAGAAAUUCGACGAGAACGAGUCCCUGGCUUCUUUGACUGAAACGGCGGAAGACGUGGUUAGUGGGCCGUUUGAGGUGAAGAGUACGCGCACGGCGCGAGCAAGCGAUGUCCCCCAGGGAUGGAUCGAAGAACGGGUUAUGAGUGCGAUGCGCGCUCAGUACUCGCGCAAGGUCGAGUCCGUUGCCGAUACGCAGACGGAUGGCAAAUGGGUCGUGCUCGCGCCCGGCGAGGCGCUUCCCACUGUCCAUGCUCACGCUUCUACAUCUGCAUCCAACAACCGCACCCCUGUGUCAUCGGACGACCCCUCGACAUCCGAAGAAGAGCCCUCAUCCCCGUCAAGCUCAUCGCAUUCCCCGUCUACCUCGCAUAGCUCGUAUAUCUCACCACCGCACCACUCCUCAACCUCCUUGCAGCUGUACAGAUUGUCCAUGCCCCCUCUCUCCUCGUCUUUUUCUUCCCCAGCUUCAUCCUCAACGGGGCUCAGCCCGCGCAGCACAUCCGCACACCCGCCCAAGCUCACCUUCGUGCGCACGCUCCGGGGUCCCGUGGGCCCCGUCUCGGCGCUGGCGCUCGCAGACGGACGGUGCGUCGCGCUCGGUGCGCGCGGUGGGAUAUGGGUGUGGGACCUGGAGAACGGUGGAAGUGGUGGUGGGCGGGCGGCUAGUCCUGAUGCCGAAGGUGUGGGAGUUGCGCAAUCCAUCGAGGAUGCACAGUUUGUAGGGAUUGCAGGCAGAGGAGGUGGAGUUGGAGGGACGGUCGCGUUCGAUGAGCGGACGAUUCUGAGUGCGGGGCCGAGGGGCGUGGAGGUGCGGCGGUUUGAUGUUUAGGUGGUUUCGCUUUACUCAGAUGUGGUAUGUAUUGUUAAUUUAAAGGUUGAAAUUUAAAG
Molecule: messenger RNA, 2091 nt
Organism: Coniophora puteana RWD-64-598 SS2
Lineage: Eukaryota; Fungi; Basidiomycota; Agaricomycetes; Boletales; Coniophoraceae
Exons: 3
Coding region: 56-2032 (658 amino acids)
Molecular function (GO): protein binding
Source: RefSeq, a predicted model, not a curated record